CGAGAUUCUAUGAUAUCAAGAGUCUGCUAAAGCAUCCACAGUACCGAAAUCAUCACAAUGCCUAUCUACAAGCUGACGUACUUCAAUGGCACAGGUCUCGCCGAGCCAAUCAGGUUUCUGCUGCACCAAAGUGGUAUCGAGUUCGAAGACAACAGAGUUACCCCGGAGGAAUGGACGAAACUUAAAGCUGGUAUGCCAUUAGGCCAGCUGCCCGUUUUGGAGAUCGACGGAAAAAUUUACAACCAGUCUAGGGCGAUCGCUCGUCUUAUCGCGAAAAAAAAUAAUCUGUACAGCACGAACGACGAAGAGGCUUACCUGAUCGACGCCACCGUCGAUACAAUCGACGAUUUGAGAGUAGCGUUCUCGCAGUACGCCUUCGAACAGAAUCCCACUACCAAGGAGAAGCUGAAGGAAACUGCUUUCGCGAAACUCCCCGUCGUUCUUAACAAGCUCGAAGAACAGGUUAAGAAGAAUAGCGGAUUCUUGGUUGGUGGAAAGUUAACCUGGCCAGAUCUUCUGUACACCGCGAUCGCCGAGCGUUUGUCCAUCGUGGUCGAGCACGACGUGAACGAGGAGCGACCUGAACUGAAGAAGCUGGUGGAGAAAGUGAAGGCUCUGCCGAAGAUCAAGGCUUACCUCGAGAAGCGACCCAAGACUGAAUGGUGAUGUGCCUCCCGCCUGCAACGAUAUGAUCUGACACAGGUCACACGUCAUCCCAUGUUAUCGUAUCACAACGAUGCAUACAUUUCACGACAGUUUCGUUCGGGUGAAUGAAUGAACGGUGAAUGUGGAGAGUUCCUACGAGUUUGUGUACGUCACAAAAUAAGAAAUAAAUAUAUACGUUUA
This is a messenger RNA of Dufourea novaeangliae, 846 nucleotides long. RefSeq names its product glutathione S-transferase-like. Gene Ontology annotation, biological process: glutathione metabolic process. The record is from RefSeq and is a predicted model, not a curated record. Gene Ontology annotation, molecular function: glutathione transferase activity. Bases 58 to 666 code for a protein of 202 amino acids. The transcript has 5 exons. NCBI's taxonomy places the organism in Eukaryota, Metazoa, Arthropoda, Insecta, Hymenoptera, Halictidae.